This is a messenger RNA of Esox lucius (northern pike), 4799 nucleotides long. It is a transcript of the gene tnfaip1, whose product is annotated as tumor necrosis factor, alpha-induced protein 1 (endothelial). Lineage: Eukaryota; Metazoa; Chordata; Actinopteri; Esociformes; Esocidae. Gene Ontology annotation, cellular component: Cul3-RING ubiquitin ligase complex. The transcript is spliced from 7 exons. Gene Ontology annotation, biological process: protein homooligomerization; proteasome-mediated ubiquitin-dependent protein catabolic process; negative regulation of Rho protein signal transduction. The record is from RefSeq and is a predicted model, not a curated record. Bases 1329 to 2345 code for a protein of 338 amino acids. Gene Ontology annotation, molecular function: protein binding; ubiquitin-protein transferase activity.
GGGACAGUUGCCACCUUCCCCUGCACCAGCUACACCUCCAAACUCAGCCCAGCUCUGGUUCCCCAGCCAUUACACCUCCCCAUGAAGGUUUCCAGACUGGAGAGUCAUGUUGAAUGUCAGGAUGGUUUCCACCAGACAGCAGUAUACCCUUUUCCGAAUCUCUUUGCUGACACCGAGCUCUAAGUUUCCUGGUUAAAACAGUCGCUGGAUUGCUGUUUUGGAAAUACAUUCUGCAUUCAUGAAUUUGUGUCCCAAAUUAUUUAAAACUUUCGCCUCUGCUGGCUGGUUGGCAGGCUUUUGCCACUGAUGAUCAGCUCUAUUGUCUUUUCCACAUUGAUGUGUGGGUCGGUUGACUGGCACCACUGUUGCAUACUUCUAACCUGAGUAAAAUAGUUCCCAUCUGAUGUGGCAUCUCUAAAAAAUACUCCCACCAAGGCCAUUUCAACCGCAUAUUUAAAAAUACUAACGUUAUAUCCUUUAAUCUUUGUUAUAUCCUUGUUUUGAAAGUUGAAGAAAAAUCUAUUAAUACAAUUCGUGCAUAUGAUUUCUUUGUGUUUGAGUUGACCAGCCUGCCAUAUUUCCCAAAGUUAGAGUAGCAUCCUCAGUCCCUCUCUGAGUCUAGUUUAUCUCCUAUGGACAAGGUAAUGUGCUCACUGACAACUCUUUCCAUGCAUUUUGCCAGCAGGGGUAUGAGGGCUAAAGGACAUAAUUUGGUGGUAAUGCCCCUGGCCUCUUUGGCGCUGGUGCAAUAGUUUGGGACUCUUCGGCACUGGUACAACACUUUGCCUUGAAGACAAUCCUGUUCUGGUGCUUUAUUUGGCUUUAAAUGUGACAUUUAUUUUUACUGGAGUGUAUUUGGGAAUGUUGUCAUAUUGGUUUACAUUCGUAUAAAAAUCAACAGUAUCAAAUUUUCCAUAAAACUGAUGACUGAAUUCCUUUUCCUUAUGCUUUACAGCAUCAGUGUUAAUAAUAAUAAUACUUCCUUUCAUUUAGGCACCUUUCCACAUCUUCUGACUGAUGUGGAAAGGAAGUGUUGUUGGGAAGUGCUUAGAUUUUCUUUGAACGACAUUAUUCACAGAACUGGAUGUAUGAUGUAAUGCUAUCCGUCAGUUUGUGAGAUUCCGCACAAGUAAAAACAGCUCCCGGUUUGUGAUGUCAAAGCAGUCCCUAAGCGCUUACCUGUUUGGCUCUGUCCGUAUCUGGAUAAAUGGCUCUGCUGGUUUUUCACAUUUCAACUGCUGCCUCUAUUUCUUUAGAAUAUGGAUGGGUUUAUGAUCUGAUUUCAUCAUUUAUAUUUCCAUAGCAUUGAACUAGGAUGCAAGUUGGACAUGUACCGUGGCAAGGGACAGUUUGGAGCUUCCCAGAUGGCAUGUCCAAAGACCAAGGCCAACAGCUACAGAAGGGCAGCGGGCCAAGGGAACAAGUAUGUCCGUCUGAACGUAGGCGGGACCCUAUUCUACACCACGCUGCAGGUGCUCACCAGACAGGACUCAAUGCUCAAGGCCAUGUUCAGUGGCAGGAAGGAGGUGUUCUCCGAUAGACAGGGCUGGAUCCUGAUCGAUCGCAGUGGGAAGCAUUUUGGCUCCAUACUGACGUACCUGCGGGAAGGAGUGGUCACCUUGCCACCGGGCAGACAGGGGGUGCUGGAGCUGCUGGCCGAGGCCAAGUAUUACCUCAUCCAGGGACUGGUGGAGCUGUGCCAGGGAGGCUUGCAGGAUGGUAAGGAGGAAGCUCUGUGUGUCAUUCCGGUGGUGACCUCCACCAAGGAGGAGGAGAAGCUCAUCCAGGGCUGCACCAAGCCUGUGGUAAAGCUGCUCUACAACCGAAGCAACAACAAGUAUUCUUACACCAGUAAAACACUUACCGUAGCUCCUCAGCCAUGGGUUUACCUCCACAGCAAUUCCGACGACAACCUUCUGAAGAACAUUGAGCUGUUCGACAAGCUGUCCCUGAGCUACAACGGCCGUGUACUCUUCAUCAAGGACGUAAUAGGGGAUGAGAUCUGUUGCUGGUCUUUUUACGGCCAGGGACGCAAGCUGGCAGAGGUCUGCUGUACGUCUAUAGUGUAUGCUACAGAGAAGAAGCAGACAAAGGUAGACUUCCCAGAGGCAAGGAUCUAUGAGGAGACCCUGAACGUCUUGUUGUACGAGACAGCGCUUCCUGUCCCCGACAACACCCUAUUGGAGGCCACACGCCGUCGACAUGCUCCCAGUCACACCCACUGUGGCUCCCACAGCGAGGAGGAGGAAAGCCCCGCCCACGCGGGAGUGGAACUAAGGGAGCGUGUGCGCCGUAUCCACGUCAAGAGGUACAGCACCCAUGACGAUCGGCCGCUGGGACUCUAAGAGCACGUGGCAUGCUGUCAUCUUCUCUAUGCAGUACACACUACAAUUCCCCAUCGUAUUCCCAUCUCCCUGUCAGUCACAUUACAUUGAGUGCCUGGAAGUUAUUGGAGGAAUCCUCCAACAUUGGUUUCCACGGAUAGAACUUCAGCCCUCGGUGAGGCGAAGCGCUGUCUUUCGAAUUGCGCCUUCAUUCUCCAAGGUUUCCAAGCUUUUGCCAAGUUUGCCUAGUCCUGGCUAGAACUGCAUUCCUGUGUUUUGGAUGUUAACCAUUAACAUUUGUCAACCAUUUAUUUUUAUUUUUUUUAAAUUAUUCUAGCUUUUGUCACUGUCUUUCAUACCUGCAAAAAAGAACCAUUGGAGGAAAUAAAUACACUGUAGCAUAUUUGCACAGUUCUAUACACAGUGUAUGCCUCCAGCUGGGGAACUACACUUCCUUUCCAUUGACUUAAGGCACAGGUGUUUGGAUCAUGGCCCUAGGUAGUUUUUAGGAUUUAUUUCACAGGAAAUAAUAGUGGGUCUGGAUUUGAAAACAGUCAUGCAGCAGUACAUAUGUGCUGGAUGCAGCGAAUUGCCAUGCUGGACUCCUGCAGGCUGCAUCUUGUUUUUUUAUAUGACCCAAAACUCUGAUAAAGAGUGCACUAUUGGGAGAAAAUGGUAUAGGAGCCAUCAUCUAUCAUAGGGUUAGCAACACCACAUCCUAUGCCCAAAGGUCUAUGGUCAAAAGUAGGGCACUUUGUAGAGUAGGGGGUUCUUUUUUUGACAAAUAUACAGUACUAGUCAAAAGUUUUAUAGACUUACUCAUUUAAGGGUUUUCCUUUAUUUUUACUAUUUUCCACAUUAUAGAAUAAUAGUGAAUAUCACAAAACUAAUAAAUGGCAUAUAUGGAAUUAUGUAUUAACCAGUCAAGUAUACUAACCCUACCUUGUCAAAACUGAUUGACUCAAACGCAUUAAGGAAAGAAAUUCCUCUAAAUUUUAACUGUAAAUUGAAAUUUCUGGUGAUUACCUCAUGAAGCCUGAUGAGAGAGUACAGAGUUUGCAAUGCUGUCAUCAAGGCAGAGGAUGGCUACUUUGAAGAAUCUGCAAUAUGAGUAUAUUUUGAUCUGUUUAGUUUUUUGGUUACUUGUUGAUCCCAUGUUUUAUUUCUUAGUUUGGAUGUCUUCACCAUUAUUCAACAAUGUGCAAAGUAGUAAAAAUGUUGAAUGAAAAGAGGCGUCCAGACUUGUGACUGGUACUGUAUCUAAACUGUCAUUAUCUACUACUCCCACCGAGACUCUGGUGUUCGUGGCUGAAAAUUGACUUUGGCACAACAUGGCUGCCUUACCCAGUUGCCUCAUGAAAUUUGUUGUUGGAAAAUGUAUGAUUUAAUAUGAAAUGUCUAUGCUGUUUCAUUUUUAACUUGUUAACCUCUUGAUUAUUGCCCAAUUUAAAUGUCUUCAAACAGUAAGAAAAUCAAUUACCUUUUUUAAUGUUAUAACACAAUAGCAGUGGCGCAUAUAUUCCAGUAUGAGCUUUAUUUAACUGAUGCAGACUGUUUUCCACAUUGCACCCUGUUCCCUGUAUAGUGCACGUAGUAAUUACCAGGGCCUUCUAUGUAAGCAAUAGGGGGAGUGCCAUGUGGAUCUCACUCACAUUUGAAUCGCUGGUGAAGCCUGUCUUUGAUGAAAAAUGUCUCAAACCACUAAUAUAGAUGUCACCACUCCCUAUAUAGAGGUAUUUUCCAAAAUAAUAUAUUUAAGGCCAUUUUAUAUUGGAGUUUACUUAAUUUGGGUGAUUUAUUUUAUGCUGUUCUAUACUUUCUGAACUGGUUUUUGUUGAGCUGUGUGUCAAUUUGCAGGACAAGCAAAUAUGACAACAAAUCAAUCAAAAUCUUGGAUUUAUUUCCAUCUGUGAAUAGAUGGGGGUGACUGCGAUUUUUUUAUUUAUAGUUUUUUUUUUUGUAUUACAUUUAAUCAUUAAUCAUUCCAAAGUCUUUAAAUGAGAGGAACUUAAGGGACAUUCAUGCAGCCCUGUCUUAAUGGCCAGUCUUGUUCCCAAUGCUUUGUGCAGUAACAUGGGGAUGAGGUUACUUAGUUAUAUAUUAUGCUUAUUUUCCAGUUUGAUCAGGUAGUUCCUUAAUUCUUCUUAACACAAGUGUGCCUCUCUCAAACAAGUUUUGAUGCAGUUUUAUCUUUAGUCCUUUAUUUUCACUUUUUGGUAAUAAAAUAUAUCCAAAUAAUUAAGCGUUCUUUUGUUCACUGGGCUCCAUAGGUGUUGCUUUCUUCACACAACGUUCUUACCGGUACUGGAUCUUGCACCCUCUUGCCUUUGCAAUGUGACAUUGUACUGACUUUCUACCACAGAAAGCUAAAUGUUUUUGUUUUAUUAGCCUUCAAUUGACCAGGUAUAUCACUUAUUCAUGUUUUACAUUUGUAAAAUUGUACUGAAGUAUUGGAGUAAAGCAACAUUUACUGGC